This is a messenger RNA of Trametes versicolor FP-101664 SS1, 258 nucleotides long. RefSeq lists its product as uncharacterized. The record is from RefSeq and is a predicted model, not a curated record. NCBI's taxonomy places the organism in Eukaryota, Fungi, Basidiomycota, Agaricomycetes, Polyporales, Polyporaceae. The transcript has a single exon. The annotation marks the transcript as partial.
AUACCUGUUAUUCUGGGAGAUCGGAUACCGCGUUCUGAUAGAGGCGACGAAGAAAAGGAACAGUGGGCACGUAUGAUGCUUAUACUUUUCGUGCCCUGGAGACGCCCGUCGGAUCUUCAUGGCCCUACAGAGAGUUGGACUGCAGCGUUCGAGAGGCAAAAGGGCCGAAUCUCUGCUAGGAAUAUGACUGUGAUUGAGAAUAUGAACGUGCUCUCUGAGUGUCGGGACGUACGCGAUUCGUUUCGUGACAUGCGCCGC